This is a messenger RNA of Cyprinodon variegatus (sheepshead minnow), 2142 nucleotides long. It is a transcript of the gene fshr, whose product is annotated as lutropin-choriogonadotropic hormone receptor-like. The record is from RefSeq and is a predicted model, not a curated record. Gene Ontology annotation, molecular function: thyroid-stimulating hormone receptor activity; follicle-stimulating hormone receptor activity. Lineage: Eukaryota; Metazoa; Chordata; Actinopteri; Cyprinodontiformes; Cyprinodontidae. Gene Ontology annotation, biological process: male gonad development; follicle-stimulating hormone signaling pathway. The transcript has 14 exons. The coding region runs from base 1 to 2139 and encodes 712 amino acids. Gene Ontology annotation, cellular component: membrane.
AUGGUGGCAGAAGUACUGAUAAUCCUGAUGAUAAAGAUGGCAGAAGCUUACAUGCCUGGCUCUGAAACCAACGUGAAACAUGGAUAUGGAGCUGGUUCCCCAGAACUGAUGCAAAGCUCAUGCAAGUCGGUGGGAAUUGGAGUCAGAGUGAUUUCUUCCAACUUUUCCAGCAACACCUCGUGCCUGGAAGUAAGGAUGACGCAGAUCAGAGAGAUUCAGCAGCGUGAUUUCACCAACCUUCAGCACCUCAGAAAGCUUUACAUCAUACAGAACAACAUCCUGCAGAGCAUUGAUUCUUAUGCCUUUGCCGGUCUGUCUGGGCUCUCUGAUGUGUACAUAUCCGAAAAUCUUGCUUUAGAAACAAUAGGAGCUUUUGUUUUCUCUAAUCUCCCAGAGCUCACUGAAAUAGCGAUAACUAAGUCUAAACACCUGAGAUCCAUCCAUCCAGAUGCUUUUAGAAACAUGGUGAACCUUCAACAUCUGACCAUCUCCAAUACGGGCCUGAGAAUUUUUCCGGACCUUUCCAAGAUCCAGUCUGCAGCCCCACGUUUUAUUUUUGAUUUCGGUACCAGUGAUUUUCUUCAUUGGUUGGGGUUUUGCAAAAAAAAAAUACAAGAUGUGUUUCUACCCCAUGUUUCCUCCUCAUCGUUUGUGUCGUUAAACUAUGUAAACUUACUAGUACGGCUCACCAGAAAUGGCAUCAAGAAGGUGGCAAGUGACGCUUUCAAUGGAACAAAGAUGUACAGAUUGCUUCUCAGAGGAAACAAGCAGCUUGCUCACAUCAGCCCCAACGCCUUUGUGGGUUCCCAUGGGUUGGUGGUGCUAGACAUCUCUCAGACAGCUGUCAGCUCUCUGCCAGACUCCAUCCUCAGUGGUCUGAAGAAGCUGCUUGCAGAAUCUGCUUAUCACCUGAAAGAGCUUCCUAUUGUGCAGCGAUAUACAAAACUCCAAAUAGCCAAACUGACAUACCCUUCACACUGCUGCGCCUUCAAGAACGUACACAGUAACAGAUCUCAGUGGAUCUCUCUGUGUAAUCACCCUGAUGCAAAAACUAUGCCAGCCUUCUACAGAGAGUACUGUUCCAACUCCACCUCCGUCUCCUGCAGCCCGACACCUGACAAGUUUAAUCCGUGCGAGGACAUUAUGUCCCCCAUCCCCCUACGGAUCCUCAUCUGGAUCAUCUCUGUUCUUGCUCUGCUUGGCAACGCAGUGGUUCUUUUGGUUUUGUUAGGGAGCCGCUCCAAGCUGACUGUUCCUCGUUUUCUCAUGUGCCACUUGGCAUUCGCUGACCUCUGCAUGGGUAUCUACCUGAUAGUGAUUGCCACUGUUGACAUGCUAACUCAUGGACGCUACUACAACCAUGCCAUUGAUUGGCAGACGGGUUUUGGCUGCAAAGUGGCAGGAUUUUUCACGGUGUUUGCCAGCGAGCUGUCAGUGUUCACGCUAACGGCCAUCACUGUGGAGCGCUGGCACACCAUCACAAACGCCAUGCGACUCGACCGCAAACUUCGUCUCAGGCACGCCUGCAUCAUUAUGACAGCUGGAUGGAGCUUCUCUCUGCUGGCUGCAUUGCUGCCCACAUUUGGUGUAAGCAGCUACAGCAAAGUGUGUAUCUGCUUGCCAAUGGAUGUGGAGUCUGUUGCAUCCCAGGUCUACGUUGUUUCUCUACUCAUUCUCAACAUCCUGGCCUUUUUCUGUGUUUGUGGCUGUUACCUGAGCAUCUACUUGACCUACCGCAAGCCUUCAUCAGCACCUGCUCAUGCAGACACCCGAGUGGCUCAACGCAUGGCCGUCCUCAUCUUUACUGAUUUUGUCUGCAUGGCGCCCAUCUCCUUCUUUGCCAUCUCUGCCGCCCUCAAGCUUCCUCUCAUCACCAUCUCAGAUGCCAAAAUCCUCCUGGUCCUUUUCUACCCCAUCAACUCCUGCGCAAACCCCUUCCUCUAUGCGUUCUUCACCCAUACCUUCAGACGGGACUUUUUCCUCCUUGCAGCUCGCUUUGGCCUGUUUAAAACUCAAGCCCAGAUUUACAGGACAGAGACGUCUUCCUGUCAGCAGCCGACAUGGACCUCUCCAAAGAACAGCCGUGUCAUGUAUUCCCUGGCGAAUACACUAAGUGUAGAUGGGAGACAGGAUUUCUGAUAG